This is a messenger RNA of Symbiodinium necroappetens, 727 nucleotides long. The record is from the annotation of a GenBank genome assembly. Lineage: Eukaryota; Dinophyceae; Suessiales; Symbiodiniaceae.
AUGCUGCGCGCCGCUGGCCUGGCGUCCCUGCUGUCAGUAUGUUCGGCAUCGUCGAGCGACGCAGUGCUUUGGGGUGGAGCCACCGACAUUGCCACCUGUGUGCUGGCAUCCCCGUUCAUCCGCUCGAUGUGUGAUGGGACGCUUGAUGCUAGACACUUCGCGCAGUACAUGAUACAGGACAUGUCCUGCUACAUGCCUGGUGCUACAGAAGUGCUUCUGUCGCUCUACCAGCGUUCCCUCAAAGAGCACGGUCCCCGGAGCAACUGGACCAUGUUCUUCAAGGAGACCCACGAGAACUACCGGGUCUAUGGAGAAGCCGAAGCCGAAGGCUGGAAUCUGGAGAAGGUGGGUCCCAGCAAAGCAUGCACGGCCUAUGUCGAGUUCCUCCGGCAGACGGCGGAGUCGGAAUCCUUGGCACAGGCAGUGAUCGCCUUCGCACCCUGCAGCGUGCUUUGGGACUGGCUAGCCGUGAGGAUGAGGCGAUGCGCAGUUCUGGGUAAUGCCUACACCGACUGGAUAAAGGCCCUUCCUGCCACGAAGAAACAGGCGGAUUUCAAUGCCUGGGAUCCUCUGCUUCAGGAGGCGUUGCAGCGAGACAGAGCACAGUCGCUGCAGACUUUCCGCAAGGCGAUGAUUCAGCAGCUUGAGUUCUUCAACUCCGUUGUUCCGGGUUUCAAGCCUGCGACAUCUUUCCACUGCUCAGUGCCGCCAGAGCUUGCGAAAGGAG